GUUAAAAAUGUAAGAGAGAGCACAUAAAAAAGUGUGAUUUACAACAUCCUGGCUGUUUACCCUGAAAAACAUAUUCCAAAUAGCUAUUUUUAGGAAAAACUAAACAAAACAGCUUCUCACAUUGAAAUUAAGCUCUUCCCUGUUUCUUACACUGUAUUUGUGAAACAAAAUGCAGAGCUCCUUGUUUUGGAAGGGAGAAAAAAAGGUACCCCAACUCCAAUCAUUUCCCUGCAGAGACUGACAAGCAGAACUACUGAGCUACAGUUUCUAGAUUUACUUACUUUACACAGCGAGCAAGGGGAGUAGGAAUAGCAAGAGCAAAAGUAAAAAGUCUGAAAAACCUUUGGAAAAGACAAUAGCCAAAAAUUCAAACAUGGAUGGAGGUAGAAGCAGUUUUUAAUUAUAACACUGUUAGAAAAAAAAGCUGCAGAAAAGACUUGUUGGGUUUCAAUUCAUCCAAGUCUUGUCAAUCACCAUUUGUUGCCAGGCACAGAAAUGAAGUGAAUAUGAGAAGUUUUUGCAUAAGAGUUGUCGAAUAUUGUCACUAACCCACCCCCACACACCCAUUUUAUUUCACACUGACAAAAGCUGAGAUGAAUGAGUCGUGGUCUGGCCCUUCCCACUUCGUAUAGUCAUUGGCUGGCUUGGUUCUAAAAAGGAUUUUAAAAAGGGGAAUAAUGUGCCUUUGCCUUGGAUCUGAAGCUGUCAGGGUGCUGAAAAGCUGAUCUGUGAGCUGCCACCAUGCAGAUCUCUUGGGCUGUGUGCGCUGUCUGGGUCUGGGCACAAAUCACACUUCGGUCUGUGGAAGGGUGGCAGGUGUUUAAAAAUGAUGCUACAGAAAUCAUUCCUGAAAUCACUGAGAACACAGAACCACCGAUGGAGCAGACUUUCAGCAACAACAACAACACAAUGAAUCAGGCAAAACAUGGAGGAAGACACAUACAGCAAGCUCCAGACCCUAACGAUGCUUCUGACUUCAGCUGCAGGGAGAUGAGAACCACCCGCUAUGUGACGGAGGGGUCCUGCCGCAGUGUCAAGCCCGUCAAGGAGCUCGUCUGCUCCGGCCAGUGCGUCCCCUCUCACCUGCUCCCCAACUCCAUCGGCAGGGGGAAGUGGUGGCGGCAGAACGCCCUGGAUUAUCGCUGCAUCCCCGCCCACACCCGCACCCACCGCAUCCAGAUGUCCUGCCCCGAGGAAGAGACUCGGACUUACAAAUUCCGAGCCGUCACCUCCUGCAAGUGCAAGCGCUACACCCGCUACCACAACCAGUCGGAGCUGAAGGACUUCGGGAAGGACAAUGCCAGGCCCCAGAAGAACAAGAAGCCCCAUCUGUCCAGAGCCAGGAGCAGCAAAUCUAACCAGCACGAGUUAGAAAAUGCUUAUUAGGAGGAGGUGGCUCUGGGUGACACAGACUAGCAGCUCUGGAUACUUUGCAAAAACCGUCCAAAGGCACUCAGAGGCCACAGCAUGACGUUCUGACUGCAGUAGGUUCCAAUUCCUUCUGCUAAGCUGGGUCAAAUGCUCACAUAGGCAAAAAAAAAAUCUUUCAGAUUAUAGCACUUAUGGUCUGAUAAGAAAACGAGACAAACCAAGCUGGAGGUAGCAACCUCUAAAUUCAGUCUGAAAGGAGAGGUGCAGGUUGGAGAUUCACGAGAGGUUGUGUGGCUUGUACCAGCAGGCAGGCAGAGGAAGGGGAAGCAGUUGUGGUGACAAUCAGGCUUUGCUAGAAAUCAUUCCACUCACUUCAAGUGAAAAGAGCAUUGAGAUCCCUUUCCCACACAAGUGCCCGUGAUGCAGGACAAGCAUCCAGUUAGGGAAGCAUCAGGAGAGUUCACACUCUCUGAAUAAGCUGUAGAAAGUUAGGUAUAGCAGGAAUUUCAGUAGUUAUGGUGACUGAAGUCAAAUUGUUGGGAAAUGAACAUUCUGUCAGAUGUCCUCACGUACCAGGAGUUUCCUCCAAAACACAAAAAUCAAAACACAAGUAAAAGAGUGACAAAUCUGUUUCUUACCUUUACCCAAAAGACUGUAGGAUCAGCAGAUUCAAAACCGAGAUUUGGCAACUAAAACUAUAUUUGAUUUAGAGACAGUGGCUUGGUUUAGGAACAAUUCAACAAAUCCUACUAGGUGAAGCAGAUUUAUGAAAUGCAUGGUCCUCUCAAACCAGAUAACCUCACUGAUGUUUGUCCUGUAAACAGCUAGAGAUGUGCAGAGUUUAACAUAAAAGAUACUGAUUAUUCCUGAUUUCCUAGAACACAUUUGACUUCAGUAUCAGCUUAGAUACCUCUAUUUACAUUUUCUAUUCUGUAGAGUUUGGAUUAUCUGGCCACACAUUUUGCAGCACUAAGACUGUGCAAGCCAAGUUCUGGGAACACGGUGGUGGCUCUGCAUUAAAAGUGAGCCUCUGCUAAUUUUGAAGUCAUGAAUUCCUCUAGAAAAAGUCUUUAGCAUAUGCAGCUUUGGUAAGUCUUUAGUUUGGCAGCAGCUUUCCUUUACUUAGCUUCUCAACACUCAGACUAAUGUUUGUGUUUUUACAUUAAAGAAUACUAUUAGAAAGUGAGUUGUCACAUACUGUAUACAUCUGGUAGAAUAGGCUGAAAUCAUAUAAACUGUGGAAAUUUACGGUGUUGAUAGAUUUUUCAAUUAUUUUAUGUGGGACCAGAACCUAGAGAGACAAGGUAUCGUUUAAGAGAGUGAAUUACAUAUUUAUUUUUUUUCCCAGAAGUUAUUUAUGCAAUGUUUUUUCCUGUAGAAAAUGAGAAGUAACACUGCUUUAAAAAUAUUAGUCUGUUAUUUUUAAUUUUAAAUACAUUGUUAAUAAAGUAGAAACAACGA
Pseudopipra pipra is the source of this 2832-nucleotide messenger RNA. RefSeq names its product sclerostin (gene SOST). The transcript is spliced from 2 exons. Gene Ontology annotation, molecular function: BMP binding. Lineage: Eukaryota; Metazoa; Chordata; Aves; Passeriformes; Pipridae. Gene Ontology annotation, biological process: negative regulation of Wnt signaling pathway; negative regulation of BMP signaling pathway; ossification. The record is from RefSeq and is a predicted model, not a curated record. Bases 742 to 1386 code for a protein of 214 amino acids.